Molecule: messenger RNA, 1257 nt
Organism: Fundulus heteroclitus (mummichog)
Lineage: Eukaryota; Metazoa; Chordata; Actinopteri; Cyprinodontiformes; Fundulidae
Gene: ptges3a
Product: prostaglandin E synthase 3a (cytosolic)
Exons: 8
Coding region: 175-651 (158 amino acids)
Biological process (GO): chaperone-mediated protein complex assembly; prostaglandin biosynthetic process; telomere maintenance via telomerase
Cellular component (GO): cytosol; nucleus
Molecular function (GO): Hsp90 protein binding; protein-folding chaperone binding; prostaglandin-E synthase activity
Source: RefSeq, a predicted model, not a curated record
CUCUCGAGAUAGCACUGAAAACACGCGAUGCUUGAAGGGAGCUUAGCGCUACGGUUGUAAACCUCAGAGUUAACUGUUUAGUUGUCAGUCAUCACAUUUGCCCGGCUUUUUGCCACAUAACACUGUUUAAUAUCCCGUGCUCCGAAGAAGAAGUUUACCUGCUAUACUGUAAAGAUGCAUGCUGCCACAGCAAAAUGGUAUGACAGACGAGACUCUGUUUUUGUAGACUUCUGUGUGGAAGACAGCAGCGAAGUAAAAGUGAAAUUCGACAAGUCAAAAUUUGAGUUUAGCUGCAGCAGUGGAACAGAGAAUACCAAAUACCACAAUGAAGUCGAGCUUUUUGGGGAUAUUGACCCCAAAGAAUCCAAACACAGACGCACUGACAGAUCUGUCCUGUGUUGUUUACGAAAAGCAGAGCCUGGGAAAUCAUGGCCACGACUUACCAAAGACAAAGCAAAGUGCAACUGGCUGAGUGUGGAUUUCAAUAACUGGAAAGACUGGGAAGAUGACUCAGAGGAGGACUUGUCAAGUUUUGACAAAUUCUCAGAGAUGAUGAACAGCAUGGGUGGAGAUGAUUUACCCGAUUUAGAUGGUGCAGAAGAGCAUGAGUCUGCAGACAGCGAUGAUGAAAAGAUGCCAGACCUGGAGUAGGCAAACAUGGUUGCCACCUCACUAGUGAUCAAAGCAAGCUGUGAGUCUGAAAGAACGAAACUAGGCAAUGAGUUGGCAGCCACGUUGAAGAACCUCUCUCUCCACCCAGUUUCCAACGUGAAAUCCCUGCAGAGAGUGACGGGAUGUGACUGUUGGAUACAGACAUGCACAGACAUCCAUAACAACAUCCAGUGCUGUGCUUUGCUGUUCUGUUCUGCAUGGACAAUUCUGAUCAAAUGAAAAUGUUGUUGUUCCCUGACUUAAAUGACUGUAAUGGGAUGUGCUGAUGUCUUACAACCUGUUUCCCUCUCUGACUCUCUGUUUUUGUUUUGCUGAUGUCAGUUUAUGUAAAAAAAAAACAAAAAAACGUGAUUUAUAAUAACACAAGAAGAAAAACUCAAAAUGCCUAUUUUCCAAGAUGGUUUUUUUAAAUGGCAAACUUCCCCUCUGUUUGUUUUGUAAAAUGCACUUAUGUUUAAUUUAAGAGGCAAGAGUUCUGCUUUAAAUUGGUUUCAGUGUCUUCAAACAUCUGCAACUAUUUAACAGUAAUUACUUUUUUUUAAAUAUGUUGCAGCAUUUUAAAUAAACAUGCUUGUACAACUACAG